This is a messenger RNA of Hylaeus volcanicus, 4298 nucleotides long. RefSeq names its product ras-related protein Rab-32 (gene Rab32). Gene Ontology annotation, molecular function: GTPase activity; GTP binding. Lineage: Eukaryota; Metazoa; Arthropoda; Insecta; Hymenoptera; Colletidae. Bases 1464 to 3479 code for a protein of 671 amino acids. Gene Ontology annotation, biological process: endosome to lysosome transport; phagosome-lysosome fusion. The transcript is spliced from 7 exons. Gene Ontology annotation, cellular component: trans-Golgi network; lysosome; late endosome. The record is from RefSeq and is a predicted model, not a curated record.
UCCUCCCCCUGGUGUCCCCCAGGUGCAUUUUUACGCGAGCAUUUAGUACUGCUCGGAGCACCGUUUGGCUCGCAGUGCCGCGAGCCGUCGCGAGGUGUCCUUCAUUUUUUCCUUCCGCGUCAACCUCUCUCAUCGACCGGCGAUCCUCGUUACCGAGCGCGAGAACCGCGGAAGCCUUUUACGCUGGUGAAAUUGUUGGAUACGGGACCCGAGGGAGGCUUUCGCGCCGGUAAACUCUCGGACACUGGACCUGGGGUUGGUUUGGAAGGUCUAUGCCGAGGUCGCGGUAGGAAUUUCGUCGUCGGGUAGUCCGAGACUCUCGCGACCUGUUGAUCCGGUGCGUUCCUUGAGUAUAUUAUACGGUCAGUUUUAUAAAUAUUCGUACCCUUUGUAUCUAUAGAAGAAACUUGUUUAAACCAAAUGGUCGAAGUGAAUCUUCGAACAGUAGGCGUGUGUGAGACUUUCGUAGAGGGAGGAAGUGAUCGUGAAUUAUUCUUGGGAUGGUAGAUGGGCCUGGGUAGGAUCCAGAGUGGACGCAAUCCCCAGCGGAGUCCCAGUGUCCUAUUAAACCUUCCACCAACUUGAGAGAGAAAGGAGGUCAAGAAUACCGAGUAGACUCUAUCGAGUAGAGUCCGAUAAUUCCCAACGGAAGAUUUCUUGAUAUCGAGGCUAGGGAACCAGGAGAGUCCAAGUGUCCUAUUAAACCUUCCACCAUGUUGGAAAAGAAAGGAGGUCAAGAACCCUGAGUAGAGACUCUAUCGAGUAUAAAGUCCGACAAUUCCCAACGGAGGAUUUCUCGCUAUCCAAGCUAGGGAACCAGAAGAGUCCCGGUGUCCUAUUAAAUCUUCCACCAUCUUGAGAGAGAAAGGAGGUCAACAAUCCCUCCGCUUGAGAGACCAGCGGACAGAGGCAACUAAAGCUUCUCCGAUCUCGGUCCUCGUCGACCCAGGAUUCCUUCCCCGGCACCUCGAAGGUUCAACCCGAACCGUCGCCACGCUUCCCGGCGUUCCUUCGAGGAUACCCCCCGCGACGGGGAUCCCCCGAGCAUGACUGGAAAUUGGAACGAAACGAGGCGUCCGAGCGGAUCGUCAGCGCGGUCGUAAAGUGCCUUCCCCGGGAGUCGAGCGACCGCAGACUCGAGCCCGGCCUCUGGAACCGGUCGGUCCGCGUACUCUCAGGCGUCUCCAUUUCAAAACCGUCGACGGGGCGACGCCGGGAAAGGGAACUGGCGGGAAAAAAGACGCGGAAACGGCGGGGAGGGGGGAGCGUUGUCGGAUUAUCCGCGGGCAGACCGAUCGGACCUAGAAAGCGAGUUCUUCUAAGGUUUCCGCGGGUGGCUGAGGAAGCCACGCUGUGGACAGCCGGGCCUAGCCGGCAGAGAGAGACACCGCGCGUCGUCGUUCAUCCUCGCCGAAGAUUCGACCUCUCCUACCAGCGCGUUCUGCCCCCUACCACGCCCGAGGAUGGAUCGCAACGAGAGCGCAAACGAGGGCGGAAGCUCGCCGGACACUGUGAUCGGUCGGUCCUCGUCCGAGGAGGACCGGAACAGGCAAGGCUGCACCACUUCCGGCGAGUACGUCACCGUGGGCGACAGCAGCUCCAGCUUGGACACGUUGAACAGCGCCGGUACCGCGGCCGCUCCCCCAGGAACCGAGGACAAGAAGAGGGGACGAUUCGGGGCGCUGAAGAACAGCUUUCGCAAGGAGGGAGGGCUGUUCAAGAUCAAGAAGAAGAACAAGAACGCGGACGAGGCGUGCGCCGAGAGGGAGACGGAUGUUGACGAUAAAGAAACGGCCGGCAAGAGGAUCCAGGAAGCGGAGGACGAGGGCAAGGCCUCGACCCUGAAGAAGAAGAAGAAGAAGUCGAGCUCGCUGGUGCGCAAGCUCAGCCUGAACAAAUUUCGCCUCUCGUCGGAUCAGGAGCGGCGACAGAGCCAGGAAGGUGGCGACAGCAGCCGUUCACAGAGCCAAUCGUCGCAGGAGUCGCCCAGUCUGUCGGACAGCCCGUCCAGGAUCACGAGGAAGGGGCAGGAGACGGAGGUGAUCAGCGGGAAGGAGAGGCUCGAGGAAAGGAGCGAGGCCGGGACACGUGACGAAAAGGAGAGGGAGAGAGAGAAGGGCGAGACGUGGAAAUCGGAGAAGCUGCUCGAGAAACCGGUGAGCACUGUCACCGUAGUGCAGCGCAGGUCGCCGUCGUUGACCAUCAGGAGCUUUUCCAAGAUCCAGCACGAUCCGAAGGCCCCGGAAAAGUCGCCCCUGGCCGAGGAGCGACGGAGCUCGACGCUUCCCUACACCAUCUCGAAAUGGCCGGAGCCGAAAGCCGCGAAGCAGCCUGAACCUGCGAGGAAGUCGAAGUUGAACGCGAAGUCGGAGUCCGAGAGCGGAAUCCGCGCGAAGUCGUCGCCCCACGAGGUGCGCAGGAAGUUGUCGUUGCUGGAGGAGAAGCGCGCGAUCUUCCAGCGACGGUUGUUCGAGACCACCCAGGACUCGGACUCCAGCGAGACGGUGAUCGCCGUCAGCGUGGACGACGAGGACGGCAGGACCCCCAAGGAGGAGGAGAAACGCGAGGCGCAGACCAAGAAGAAGGCCAGGCACAUCAGCGUGAAGAAGUUCGACACGUUCUCGACGUUCGAGGGCACGUUCGACGAGGAGACGGGGGUCGGUUACCUGGCCGGCAUCGAGGAGGACUACACGGAGAGCUACGAUCGUCAGAACCACGAGUACCCGGCGCACCCGGCCACCAUGGGUCCGAUGGUCGGCGCCACCGGCGAAACCGCGGAGAAGAGCAAGGUCGUCAGUCAGGACAGCACGUCGUCUCAGAACAAUGCGCCAAAUGCCGGAUUAGGCGAGAAGCGAGAGCACUUGUACAAAAUCUUGGUGAUCGGGGAGCUUGGUGCCGGGAAAACGUCCAUUAUCAAGCGAUACGUCCAUCAGUUCUUCUCGCAGCAUUAUCGCGCAACGAUUGGCGUUGACUUCGCUCUGAAAGUGUUGAACUGGGACCCGCACACGAUCAUAAGGCUCCAGCUAUGGGAUAUCGCAGGUCAGGAGAGGUUCGGGAACAUGACCCGUGUGUACUACAAGGAAGCCGUAGGUGCCUUCAUAGUGUUCGACGUGACGAGGAGCGCUACACUCGACGCAGUGGUGAAGUGGAAACAGGAUCUGGACUCGAAAGUGCAGCUUCCUGACGGCUCGCCCAUACCCUGCGUCCUCCUCGCGAACAAAUGCGACCAGCAAAAGGAGGGCCUGGUGAAUUCAGCCACGAAAAUGGACGACUACUGCAAGGAGAAGAACUUUGCUGGAUGGUUCGAGACGUCUGCCAAGGAGAACAUAAACAUCGAGGAAGCGGCGCGAUUCCUUGUCAAUAAAAUACUUCAGAACGACCAGUUGAUGAAGGGCAACGGUUCCCAGGACCAGACCGACGGCGAGAGAUUCGCGCUGAACCAGUCACCGACGAGUUCGAAGAAGUCCUGCUCCUGCUGACGAAUCGGUAACCCACCGAUGCCAGGAUCCCCAGGUCCCGUAUCGUCGUCCCAUCGUCGUGGUCGCGUCGUCGGUGCCAUGACGCUGACGUCCACUCGAUUCACGUUGGAUCCCCGCUCGUCACGAUCGCCGCCACCGGAAAACAACGGCCGGUUAUCGCGUCGCGACAAGACGCGCGAUAAACGCCGUUUAUUGUCGCGCGGCCGGCGUUUCCCCGUCGACUGUCGCGUCGGGGACGCUCGAACGCUAUUGGCUGCUCGCCACUCGCUGAGAACGCGCGAUUCCGAUCGAUCGUCGCUCGCACUUGUCCGUUUGUACAUAUACGCCCCGGAGGGCUGCGUUUCUCACCGAUACGCGGAGGUUAGGAGCCCUGGAUGUUGAACUGAGGAGAAAAAUUAUGGUUUUCCAGUCUGGUGGUUGGGACGAUGCAGUUCCUUGAUUGAAUUUUGUUGUAUGGUUCUCGAGAGCGCGCUCCUCAACUGUGGAGGAUGUCUCCUCUCGCUGUUCUGUUUUUAUAGAGAUGUGCAUCUUCGAAAGUUCGAGUUGCAUCUACUACUUUCGUUGCAUCUAGAAACAAAUGUUCUCCUAAAUGAAGGCUUGAAGUUUAAGAAUAUUGCGUCGAAAAGAAAGUCGAUUUUUUUAAAUUUCUAUAGUAGAUAGACUCGUUAGGUAAGCGGGGCUUUGAAGCGCGAAAGAAUUGUCCUCCGUUUCAUUCGGACGAAGUCCCAUCGACGGACCUCGAAACUUUUUCUACUUUUUGAUCCCGUGACGCGGCGAAAGCUUUCAUGGGCGGCUGUAACUCACUUCGACCGUGACCAC